This is a messenger RNA of Botrytis fragariae, 318 nucleotides long. RefSeq lists its product as uncharacterized. The coding region runs from base 1 to 318 and encodes 105 amino acids. The record is from RefSeq and is a predicted model, not a curated record. NCBI's taxonomy places the organism in Eukaryota, Fungi, Ascomycota, Leotiomycetes, Helotiales, Sclerotiniaceae. The transcript has 2 exons.
AUGGAUGGAAUUCCCGGAGGCCAAGCUUUAAGAUUUAAGACUUCUGGAUUCGGAACACCCAUGAAGAUGGUCCAAAUAAUACAUCAAGCUUGUAUCAAAACUCUAUUGGCAAUGAGCAUGCAACUCUGCCGUCGCGUGACCUUCUCAGCCCGCAAAAUAUUCUUGAUGGAAAUGGAGGGAAAAGGGAUCUCAACCGGAAUCGGGCCGCCACUUGAUCCUCGCUAUGCCGAGAUUUUGACCUCCAUGAUCACGACACGGUCCCUUCGCAAGAUCUGUCUCCGAGAUUACAAUCCGCUUGUUGACGUGAUAGAACUAUAA